UCCGCCGCAGCCGCAGCCGUCUCCGGCCAGUGAAUUAAUGUCUCAGAGGAAAUUUGAGGAAAUCAAAAAGGCUAAUGAAGCUGCAGCCAAAAAAUUUGUUGAAGAACACUUUAGCUCUUCAUCUGAAGAAGAAGGAGAUGAAGAUUUUGAAGGGAAACGGGGAAAAAUAGUUGCUAAUACAUUUAUAACGUACACUACUCAGACAGAUGGAGAUUUACGUGAAUUAGAGCGAACGAAGCAGUAUGUAAAUGAAGCUUUUCAAGCAGGGGCUAUGACAUGCUUAAUUUGCAUUGCUUCAGUGAAGAGAAACCAAGCAGUUUGGAGCUGUUCAGGAUGUUUCUGUAUAUUUCACAUGCCCUGUAUCCAGAAGUGGGCGAAAGAUAGCCAGUUUCUUGUAUCUUCUUUAACUGAUGAUGACUUUGGAAAGAGAGAUUAUCCUUGGCCUUGUCCAAAAUGUAGGUUUGAAUACAAAAGAUCAGAAACACCUAGUCGGUACUAUUGCUAUUGUGGAAAAGUUGAAGAUCCACCUUUAGAUCCCUGGCUUGUCCCUCAUUCAUGUGGCCAGAUAUGUGAGAGAGAAUUUAAGCCACCUUGUGGACAUAAGUGUCUACUCCUCUGUCAUCCAGGUCCCUGCCCUCCCUGUCCCAAGAUGGUCACAACUACUUGUUACUGUAAGAAAGCAAAACCUAUCCCUCGUAGGUGCAGUGCCAAGGAAUGGUCCUGUCAGCUUCCGUGUGGGCGGAAGUUACUUUGUGGGCAACAUAAGUGUGAAAAUCCUUGUCAUGCAGGAAAUUGUCAGCCUUGUCCAAGAGUUAGUAGACAAAAAUGUGUCUGUGGCAAAAAAGUAGCUGAAAGAAGUUGUGCAAGUCCACUGUGGCACUGUGACCAAGUGUGUGGAAAAACACUUUCAUGUGGUAAUCAUACAUGUGAACAAGUGUGCCAUGUUGGUGCUUGUGGCGAAUGUCCUCGAUCUGGGAAGAGGGCCUGUCCAUGUCAGAAAUCAAAAUUUUCUUUGCCUUGUACAGAAGAUGUACCAACUUGUGGAGACAGCUGUGACAAAGUACUCGAAUGUGGACUCCAUAGAUGUUCACAACGCUGUCACCGAGGUCCUUGUGAAACAUGUAGACAAGAAGUGGAAAAGCAUUGUCGCUGUGGAAAGCAUACAAAGCGAAUGCCCUGUCAUAAAUCUUAUCUGUGUGAAACUAAAUGUGUUAAGAUGCGUGACUGUCAGAAGCAUCAGUGUAGGAGAAAGUGUUGCCCUGGAAACUGUCCACCUUGUGAUCAAAACUGUGGACGGACUUUAGGAUGUAGAAACCAUAAAUGUCCAUCUGUCUGCCACAGAGGCAGUUGCUAUCCAUGCCCAGAAACCGUUGAUGUGAAAUGCAAUUGCGGUAAUGCAAAGGUGACUGUGCCCUGUGGCAGGGAGAGAACCACGAGACCACCCAAGUGCAAAGAGCUAUGCAGUCGACCACCAUCAUGUCAUCAUACAAGUCAAGAAAAACAUCGGUGUCACUUUGGCCCUUGUCCACCCUGUCAUCAACUUUGCCAAAAAGUUUUGGAGAAAUGUGGCCACUUAUGUUCUACUUCAUGUCAUGAUCAAGCAUUAAUAAGGCAAACUGGCAGGCCCCAACCUUCAGGACCCUGGGAGCAGUCUUCUGAGCCAGCAUUUAUUCAGACUGCAUUACCCUGUCCUCCUUGUCAAGUUCCUAUUCCUGUGGAAUGUCUUGGGAAGCAUGAGGUGAGUCCACUACCAUGCCAUGUUGCAGGACCCUACUCUUGUAAGAGAGUUUGUGGAAGACUCCUAGAUUGUCAGAAUCAUACAUGUAUGAAAGAGUGUCACAAAGUAACUGAAGUUGAUGGCUGCACUGGCAAAAACAAGGCUGGUUCAGAAUGCCUUCAUUGUGAAGAGGGGUGCUCUAAAUCACGGCCGUUGGGUUGUCCUCAUCCUUGUGUUUUGCCUUGCCACCCUGGAGACUGUCCUCCUUGUGUUCAGAUGCUUAGAAUAAAAUGUCACUGCAAGAUUACAAGCCUAUAUGUGGAGUGCAGAAAAAUAACCACAGCUGAUGUAAAUGAAAAGAACCUCCUCAGUUGUUGCAAAAAUCAGUGCCCUAAAGAGCUUCCAUGUGGUCAUAGAUGCAAAGAGAUGUGUCAUCCUGGUGAAUGUCCCUUCAAUUGCAAUCAGAAAGUAAAACUUAGAUGCCCUUGUAAAAGAAUUAAAAAGGAAUUGCAGUGCAGCAAAGUACGUGAAAAUCAGGUUUCAAUAGAAUGUGACACAACGUGCAAAGAAAUGAAGCGGAAAGCAUCUGAGAUAAAAGAAGCAGAAGCCAAAGCUGCUCUUGAAGAGGAAAAACGAAAACAACAGGCUGAACUGGAGGCCUUUGAAAACAGACUGAAGGGUCGUCGGAAGAAGAACAGGAAAAAAGACGAAGUGGCAAUUGAACUAUCACCUUGGCAAAAAUAUAAAUAUUACCUCUUUCCAGUGUGUGGAGUUGCAAUGGCAUUGUUUGCAUGGUACUUCGCCUAUGGUGCUGAUUAAAGAAGUUUGGAACUUUUAAUAUACCUCAGAUUGGAGUUAGACCAGUUGUUAAAUUUGGAAUGUUAAAAAAUGUGUAUUGUAGACCAUGACAUCUGUUCACGUUCAUCUCUGUUCUCUUCCAGCUGUUGUUAGAAGAAGGUAUGUUAGGCUUUGUCUUCAUUAGUGCACUCACUAGCAAGGGCAGUGGCCACUGUUUAAAGAAAAGAUGACUCAAGCCUCUCAUAAGGCUUAAUUGGUGGCCCAGUUACAUGUUUGUUAUUCAUUCUGACUCCUCACCUAAGUGGUUUCACUUAAUAUUUCAAAUUAAUACAUCAUUUUCUUUUUGUAAAUUCAGAUUAAACUGAGCCGUAUGUGCAGUGAGAAGAAUAUUUCUCUAUGUUUUGGUUACUUAUUGGGUACUUUUCUUGAUCAUGUACUUUGUACUUUUGUGUCAGUCAUAGGGCUCAAACUCAGGGGCCUGGGCUGUCCCUGAGAUUUUUUUGCUCCACACAUCUUCAUUUCCAGUGCUUGAUUGGUGCUUAAUUGGAGAUAAGAGUCUCUUGGACUUUCCUGCUCUGUCUGGCUUUGAGCUUCAAUCUUCAGAUCUCAGCCUUCUGAGUAUACUCUGUACUUAAUAAAAAGUAAUUCUCUAAAAGACCUGUUAAGUUGUAACAUGGAUCUUCAUAAUAUAUUGCAGAAGUUAGUUUGUUAGAGAGGGAUUUUUUUUUACCAGUCAUUGAAAUAAAUUUCACAUAGUGUGUUCCUUAGAAAUUAUAAUUGUUUUUAACAAAUGCAGGGUUAGGCUCUUCACAUAUGGCUGUGUCUUGUGUAAGAACUGAAUUGAGCAUGUUUUGUAAAACUUGUAUGUAUCUUUUUAAGAUAAUAAUAAGAGAAAAAGUAAUAUUUAUGAGCAGUAUGUACUUCGUACAGAGCUUAGGAACUUGAUUCUCAUUUCUGUUUACCAUAAUCCUAGAUUAUAGCUAGAAAAAAUCUUAUGAAAACAGAAAAAUAUCAGUAAGCUAUUCUUUGAAUGGUAAGUCAUUUAAAAUAGUUUUGCUAUUUAAUUUUUGUAUGACUCAUGUUUCCAUUAAAAGUUUGCAUAUCAAA
Molecule: messenger RNA, 3622 nt
Organism: Dipodomys ordii (Ord's kangaroo rat)
Lineage: Eukaryota; Metazoa; Chordata; Mammalia; Rodentia; Heteromyidae
Gene: Nfxl1
Product: nuclear transcription factor, X-box binding-like 1
Exons: 22
Coding region: 38-2536 (832 amino acids)
Biological process (GO): regulation of DNA-templated transcription
Cellular component (GO): nucleus
Molecular function (GO): RNA polymerase II transcription regulatory region sequence-specific DNA binding; DNA-binding transcription factor activity, RNA polymerase II-specific; zinc ion binding
Source: RefSeq, a predicted model, not a curated record